UAUACAAAAAAUGUAUUCUGAUAUGUAGUUACGAUUAACUAUGACGUUAUAACAGAUUUAUAUCGAUUUAAGAUUAAAAAAGUAAUAAAAAAUGCCGGCGGUAAUCGUGGGACCUCCGCAACGGAGCGAACAAAUGUGGCAAGCAUUAAAGGCCCACAUUACAAGGGAAAGGCAACGAAAAAAACAAGAACAAGAAGCAGACGCAGAGGAAGAACGGCUAAGAAAGGAAAGAGAACGCCAACAAAAGCAGGAUGUAAUGACCUUAGGUGAAACUAGAGAACAAAUAUCAAACCUGGAGAAUGAGCUUUCACAAUUAAAAGAUGAAAAACACCAAUUGUUCUUGCAGUUAAAGAAAGUUUUAAACGAAGAUGAUAAUAGAAGACGACAGUUAAUUAAAGAAACAAGUGUAUGCUCUGAAGUAUUAACAGCAGUUGGAGGAUAUCCUGGAGCAGGUCCUAGAGUGGUUCAUCCACAAUUGUUUCUUCCAUUACCAAGAAGCAGCAGCCCCCUUUACAAAGUUGCUGUUGGUGCACCAACACAUACUUUAUUACCAAAUGGGCCAUUAAAGAGAACACAUAGUCCUUCACCACCACCAACUGCUUCCCCAUAUCAUGCUGGUUAUGGAUAUAAACCAACACCUUCAAUUCCAAGUUAUAAUCCUCCACCUUCCAAUGUUUGUGCCUCUAUAGAAUCUGAGGAAGCAGCUAGGAGAUCUGGCGAUUCCCGAGCUGUUCUCUGGAACAAAAAUAAUCAAUAUUCCGCCUCGAAUUUUUAUUCAGCCCCUACUGGUCAAAGUGUUUAUAGUUAUUCCGCGCCGACAUCGCAACCAUCUCGAGAACCUGAACCAGCUAAAUCCGUGUACCUUUCAGGCAACAGAGCAACAUUAUCGACACACCAAACUGCAUAUGUGACAAGUUUGCAUUCACUGGAUCAUAAAGGUGCCUAUGCAGAAGAUAAGUUUUAUUUGAGGCCAAGCAGCCACGUUACAGUUCAUGGUGGAGCUAUCCCAAUUCAACAACCACCACAAGGAGCAAAGACUGGAGGAAUUACAUCAGGGUAUCCAGUAAGAGCGCCACAACCACCGCCUGCUCCAUAUCCGCCACCACCACCAGGGACUUAUGUUAGUGCCUCUGGUGCUAAUGUUCCUGGACGAUUAUUAUAUACUCAACCUGGUGCACGUUAUCUCCAGAGGGAAGUUUAGGAUAUAGAUCUAUGA
Molecule: messenger RNA, 1216 nt
Organism: Habropoda laboriosa
Lineage: Eukaryota; Metazoa; Arthropoda; Insecta; Hymenoptera; Apidae
Product: G protein pathway suppressor 2
Exons: 8
Coding region: 92-1201 (369 amino acids)
Biological process (GO): regulation of transcription by RNA polymerase II
Cellular component (GO): transcription regulator complex
Molecular function (GO): transcription coregulator activity
Source: RefSeq, a predicted model, not a curated record